Molecule: messenger RNA, 3192 nt
Organism: Closterium sp. NIES-65
Lineage: Eukaryota; Viridiplantae; Streptophyta; Zygnematophyceae; Desmidiales; Closteriaceae
Source: the annotation of a GenBank genome assembly
AUGCGUCCACUCACGUACACGUGCAUUCAAAGCACAUCCUCGCUCCCAACCCCUCUCCCUCUCUCAGUUGCUCGCCCUCCUCUUGUCCUCCCAACCCCACUCGCUCCCCUCCCUCCCCCCCUCUCAAACUCCCUCUCUUCUCUCCUGCUUCUUCAUGCCACCGGUGCCGCCUCACCCAUUGUGUGGCACAGGGGGGUGGGCAAGACGUCCUUGGUGCAUCUCAUUCUCAACGGCCACCCUACAGCACAGCCUCCACGUACAGUCGGCUGCACUGUGGGCGUCAAGGUGAGACGGCUAGCAGUGAAGGGCGUGAAGGUGAGACGGUGGAGAGUGAAGGGUGUCAAGACGGUGGAGAGUGAAGGGUGUCAAGGUGAGACGGCUAGCAGUGAAGGGCGUCAAGGUGAGACGGUGGAGAGUGAAGGGUGUCAAGGUGAGACGGUGGAGAGUGAAGGGUGUCAAGGUGAGACGGUGGAGAGUGUAGGGUGUCAAGGUGAGACGGUGAAGAGUGAAGGGUGUCAAGGUGAGACGGUGGAGAGUGAAGGGUGUCAAGGUGAGACGGUGGAGAGUGAAGGGUGUCAAGGUGAGACGGUGGAGAGUGAAGGGUGUCAAGGUGAGACGGUGGAGAGUGAAGGGUGUCAAGGUGAGACGGUGGAGAGUGAAGGGUGUCAAGGUGAGACGGUGGAGAGUGAAGGGUGUCAAGGUGAGACGGUGGAGAGUGAAGGGUGUCAAGGUGAGACGGUGGAGAGUGAAGGGUGUCAAGGUGAGACGGUGGAGAGUGAAGGGUGUCAAGGUGAGACGGUGGAGAGUGAAGGGUGUCAAGGUGAGACGGUGGAGAGUGAAGGGUGUCAAGGUGAGACGGUGGAGAGUGAAGGGUGUCAAGGUGAGACGGUGGAGAGUGAAGGGUGUCAAGGUGAGACGGUGGAGAGUGAAGGGUGUCAAGGUGAGACGGUGGAGAGUGAAGGGUGUCAAGGUGAGACGGUGGAGAGUGAAGGGUGUCAAGGUGAGACGGUGGAGAGUGAAGGGUGUCAAGGUGAGACGGUGGAGAGUGAAGGGCGUAUAGGGCCAGUGCCAGCGGACUCCACAUCCCACCUGCGCACAGACCCAAGCAGCAGCAGCGUCAGCAGUAGGGUGGCAGCGGUGGGCAGUGGUGGUGGCGGGGGUGGCGAGGAGGGGCGGCGGGGGUUCUUUGUGGAGGUGUGGGACGUGUCAGGCAGCGAGCAGUACAAGUCGUCUCGCUCGCUCUUCUACAAUCAGAUCAACGGUGUCAUCUUUGCGCAUGAUCUCUCGCGCAAGAAGUCGAGAGUCGCAGCGUUGCAGUGGAUGGACGAGCUGGUGCGCAGCGGCACCUUCUCUGCGCCCUCCCACGGGCACCGCGAGGGGCAGCUCCCCGUCCCCCUCCUCGUGAUCGGCAACAAGGACGACCUCCGAGACAAGGACCCCGUGCUGCAACUACAGGGCCGGUCCCGUGUGGCAGCACUCCAGUGGAUGGACGAGCUGGUGCGCAGCGGCACCUUCUCUGCGCCCUCCCACGGGCACCGCCAGGGGCAGCUCCCCGUCCCCCUCCUCGUGAUCGGCAACAAGGACGACCUCCGAGACAAGGACCCCGUGCUGCAACUACAGGGCCGGGUCAAGCUGCUGCGCGCUGCUACUGUGCUCCUCAUGCCCCACCCUCUGCCCCUCCCAUCCCCCUCCUUCCUCCCCUCUUCCCCCCCUCCACUGCCUCCCCUUCCCCCCCGCCCUCCACCCCCUCGCAGGCGUCAUAUUCGCGUCAUAUUCGUGCAUGACCUAUCCCGCAAGAAGUCGAGAGUCGCAGCGUUGCAGUGGAUGGACGAGCUGGUGCGCAGCGGCACCUUCUCUGCGCCCUCCCACGGGCACCGCGAGGGGCAGCUGCCAGUCCCUCUCCUCGUGAUCGGCAACAAGGACGACCUCCGAGACAAGGACCCCGUGCUGCAGGGGAGGGUGAAGCUUCUGCGCGCUGCUAGGAGCAGCAGGACGUUGGAGUAUGCGAUGAAGCAUGCCAAGACCGUUGUGGAGCGGUACGGGCUGAGGUCGUUUGGAAGGCGGAAGCGGGGCGAGCUGCCCGAGUAUAUUCGGAAUCCGAGAGGCGCCGGGCUCAUUGCGUGUGCGAAGCAGGGCCGCCUGGACCUAGCAGCAGUGGAUGCCUUCUUCCUGCAGCUCAUCAAGCGGCGCUAUUUCACAGAGCAGCUCACAGCACUACCCUCGCCUUCCCGCUCCUGGAGCCAACCAUUCCUCUAUGUAGAGGGCAUGGAGGGCAUGGAGGGAGAGUUGAACGCGGAUGCGCUGCUGCUGCCCUCCUCGUCUGCUCGCACAGGGGGGGAGCAGCAGGGGUCGCGCGGGGGAGGAGAAGGGGCUGUGGCAGGGCUGUAUCGCUUCAACAGCCUGCGAGGCUCUGAUACCAGGUGGGUGGGUAGGGCUCUUGAGGUGCUGAGUUCGGGGGUUGUAUUGGGAGGGAAUGGAGUGAAUGGGGGGAAUGGGGGGCAUGGGGGGGGAGUUGAACGCGGAUGCGCUGCUGCUGAGGCGUCCUCGUCUGCCCGCACUGGCGGGGAGCAGCAGGGGUCGCGCGGGGGAGGAGAAGGGGCUGUGGCAGGGCUCUAUCGCUUCAACAGCAUCCGAGGCUCUGAUACCAGAUGGGUGGGGCUCUUGAGGCGUCCUUGUCUGCCCGCACAGGCAGAGAGCAGGGGCCGCGUGGGGGAGCAAGGGCUGUUGCAGGGCUCUAUCGCUUCAACAGCCUCCGAGGCUCUGAUACCAGGCACACCCGACCAUAGAAUCAACCACCAGUCGAGUUUUGAGAUGUCUCAAAACUUCUCCCUUCUCUUUUCCCCCUCGCCUCCCUCCCGCCCCCUUUUGCCCUCCCCUCCUCUCAGCAUUGACAUCGAGUCAUUCGCCACUCCCGAUGCUGCACGAAUGGGAGCAGCAGAUGGGACCCUUGGAACCACAAGCGCAAGAGGGGAUGAGGAGGAUAUGAUAGGUGCUGCUGCCGCGCCUGCUGAGUCUGUUGCUGCAAGGAUGUGGGGCUGGAAGAAGCAGCGGCUGGAGGGGGAGGAGGAGGAGGAGGAGGAGGAGGAGGAGGAGGAGGAGGAGGAGGAGGAGGAGGAGGAGGAGGAGGAGGAGGAGGAGGAGGAGGAGGAGGAGGAGGAGGAGGGGGAGGAACAGCAGGAGGAGCUACAUUAG